Messenger RNA from Oncorhynchus keta (chum salmon), 1473 nucleotides. Its product is annotated as tetraspanin-16-like. The transcript has 7 exons. Bases 562 to 1380 code for a protein of 272 amino acids. The record is from RefSeq and is a predicted model, not a curated record. NCBI's taxonomy places the organism in Eukaryota, Metazoa, Chordata, Actinopteri, Salmoniformes, Salmonidae. Gene Ontology annotation, cellular component: membrane.
UAAAGUUAACGUUGUAUCCUCGAGCUACAUCUAUUGUUACAAAAUGUUAAUUGUGACACCUCUGAUUAUGACCUUAUGAACUGCGUUGCCCUGGGAAACGGAUGCGCAUUGCCAUGAAGUGAUGUGCUCGUGCCCCUGUCAAAAGAAGAUACCAAUAGCAAGUUAGCUUGUCAGCUGGGCUAGCUAAAUACCACUUGUAGCCUACAAAAAAGGUCAUUAAGAAUGCAAGUGCAACUCAUUAAUUUGUCAAUUAUUGAACAGCUAAUAAGGAAUUUCAUAACUUUUAGCUUUUGCCUUUGGCCAAUUUUAUAGUUUUUCUGGUCAUUAUUAAAGCAAGGGUGAUACAGUAGCUAGCUAGCUAACGUUAUUUAACUAGCUAAAAAUGCAAAUUUUUCUAAAUGAAUAUGAAAUAUCCAAGCCUAUAGUAGCUAGUUAACUUCUAGCUAACUUUGGAUAACAUUAUUUUUGCAUGUAAUGAGUGUUUGUCAUGUCAAUGAUGGAUGUCAAUUCAACAACAUCGUUGAGUAUUGAACAUUUCCAGAUUAUUGGUCUAUGUGAAAAAUGUUAACCUGUAUGUAUGGUUUCCGUAGAUUGAACCAACCGGUUCAUGACAUUACAGCGCUGUCAGCCAUGUCCAGACUACAUCACCUGUAUGGCCUGUUGAGGUACCUGAUGAUGUUACUCAGUGGCAUCAUAUUUGUGAGUGGCCUUGUGCUGUUUGGCCUAGGCGUGUGGAUUAGGUACGGGGCGGCCACCUUCGUCCAGGUGAUGGGCUCUUUCUCGGCACAGCUGGUGACCAUCAGCUAUGUGUGUAUGUGCCUGGGGGCCAUCCUGUCUCUGCUGGGGUUCAUUGGCUGCUACGGGGCCUGGAGCGAGAACCGCUGCCUCAUCUUGCUGUAUUUCUUCAUAGUGUCCAUGAUGUUUACAGCUGAGGUUACUGGGGUUAUUUUCAUCUUGGUGUACAAAGAUCUGGUGGAGGUUAUGAUUCGUGGAGCCAGUAAGGACUCUUUACGGAUGUCCUAUAUGGGACCAACGGCUUCAGACCCCAUAUCAACAGCCUGGAACACCAUCAUGGUCCAUUACAAGUGCUGUGGCUUUGACAACUCCACGGAUGACUUCAAGAACUCUGUGUUCAGUGCUAACACUGGCCUGUUGUACCCCAAGACGUGCUGUGUUGACCUGACGAGCACCGCCUGCGACGGCCUCGACACCACCCAGGGCCUGGUACACCCAAAGAGCUGCAUUACCAAACUGAUCAAUGUGAUCCGGGACAAGAGCGUCAUCUUUGGCUCCACUGCUUCUGGGAUCUGUGUCAUGGAGUUGGCGUCCAUGAUGGUGUCAGUAGUGUUGUUCGUCAGACUAGGCAACACCUAUUAUUAGACCAGCAGCAACACAGAGAACAGAGCCUGACCCAGGCAUGGUAGGUCAACCAGACCAGAGACAACACCAUAAUAAAUUAGACUUGCAGAUGAA